AUGGUGGACCUGCGGCGAUGUAUGUGGAGCUCCUGGGUCUCCGGGAGUAUCCUAUCAAUCAUCACGGCAGCCACUCUCGCUGAGGCCUGCUCCGCUUACCCUGCUGCCGGGUCCAUCUACUACUGGGCUUUCAGAUCCUGGGGAGGCGGCAGGCUGGGCCGCUUUGUCUCGUUCCUGGUCGCCGCUUGGACGUUGGUAGCGUGGACUUCUUUCCUGGCGACCGAUUCUUUCGGGGUUGCAAAUUAUCUGGUCUCGGAGGUGGUCGUCUUCAAUCCCAAGACCAGUUUUCCGUACGAUAACGCGGAUGUGAAGGCGCGAGCGGUGGCAUGGGCCUUCUCGCUGCUAUUCCUCGCCAUCGCGACUUCAAUGAACUUCCUCCCGCCUCGCCACUAUGCCUGGGUGUUCCGCGCCGGCUUCAUCGUCAUCGUGAUCGAUAUGCUUCUCAACUUCAUCUGGCUGCCCAUCGGAGUAUCGCGCACGUACGGCUUCCAGUCGGCGGAAUUUGUCUUCACGUCCACGUACAACGGGGGAGGCACGAGCCCCGGGCUCAAUUGGAUCUUGUCUUGGUUCCUGGUUGGCAGUUGUCUGGUUGGCGAAGACGCCUCGGGCCACGUCGCCGAGGAGACUGUCUCUGCGAAGAAAGCCGCCGCCAAAGGCGUCUUCUGGUCAACCGUUGCAUCGGCGCUCUGCGGCUUCGUCAUUAUUAUCCUCUUCCUGUUCUGCAUGCCUCCCAUCGACACAUUCUAUAACACCAGCGCACCGCAACCGUUCAUCAACAUGUAUGCGCUGGCUCUGGGGCCGCGUGCACAUGUCGUGGCCACUAUUGUCUCAAUGAUUGGAGCUAUCCUCAACACGUCAAUCUCCCUCGUUGCCGUCUCCAGACUCGUGUUCGCCAUUGCGCGAGAUUCCGUCUUCCCCUUUAGCGACGUCCUCUGCCGAGUUUCGAAAUCGAAGCAGCCGCACAACGCCGUUAUUUUCAUCGCGACGAUUGCAGCCCUUCUCCUCUGCACCCAGUUGCCCUCUCAGGUUGCCUUUGCAAGUUUGACAUCGACCUCGGCCGCUGGUUCGAUUGCUGCGUACGCGCUUGUUGGGUUUGGCCGCGCUUUCGUCUCUCACAAGACUUUCCAGCCGGGUUUUUGGGAUCUGGGAAGAUUCGGAGUCUUGAUGGCCAUUGUGACUUUUAUCUGGAACGGCUUUGCGUUCGCUGUUCUCUGCGCGCCUCAGUAUAGUGACAGCGCCAUCGACCAGGAUGCGGGCUUGCUGAACUAUGCCAUCGUCAUCAUGGCGGGCAUUACAAUCAUUGCGCUGGAAGAAUGGUGGCGGAAGUCCAAGCGUGUUUGGUUCCACAAUCUGAAGGAUCUCGACAGCAGCUCCCAAGACAUCGAAGUCCAUCCGGCGGAAAAGGGUAGCCCGACAGCUGUCUAA
Messenger RNA from Rasamsonia emersonii CBS 393.64, 1425 nucleotides. RefSeq names its product Isoflavone reductase. Gene Ontology annotation, biological process: transmembrane transport. Bases 1 to 1425 code for a protein of 474 amino acids. Gene Ontology annotation, cellular component: membrane. NCBI's taxonomy places the organism in Eukaryota, Fungi, Ascomycota, Eurotiomycetes, Eurotiales, Trichocomaceae. The transcript has 2 exons. Gene Ontology annotation, molecular function: transmembrane transporter activity. The record is from RefSeq and is a predicted model, not a curated record.